Molecule: messenger RNA, 1398 nt
Organism: Pseudophryne corroboree (corroboree frog)
Lineage: Eukaryota; Metazoa; Chordata; Amphibia; Anura; Myobatrachidae
Gene: NDUFAF1
Product: NADH:ubiquinone oxidoreductase complex assembly factor 1
Exons: 5
Coding region: 341-1252 (303 amino acids)
Biological process (GO): mitochondrial respiratory chain complex I assembly; mitochondrial electron transport, NADH to ubiquinone
Cellular component (GO): mitochondrion
Source: RefSeq, a predicted model, not a curated record
GAGCGAAGCGAGACACUGAGCCGAAUGCGUGGCGAACGUCCAAUACUCCUGCCCUCUCCUUUUGUCACGUCCAGGUUCUUAGCACGAAGAGAACAUAGACGCAACCCGGGCGGUAUAGAGACCGUCCACCAGUAUGUCGCGGAGUGAUGACGUGUGUAGUCGGCGACCUCCUUCCCGGCGUGUUUCCAGGAGGACAGGUCAGGGGCAUCGCUGCGUUCCCGGCUCUCAUUGCAUGAGAAUGCAUGAAGAUUCAAUGGCUUUAUUAUAGUGUUUGGAGACUGGGUGAAUUUUCAAGUCCUCCAACAAAUGAUCUCCAUUCAAUGUGCUAAGUGGAGACAGAAUGUCGUUACAUCUUAAGAUGAUCCAUAGACUCAACUUGAGCAAGACGUACCAAUGGAACAAAGCCAUUUGUCCUCUAUUGUAUCCCUUUUUUUACCAUCCCAUUUCACGGCUACAUGGCAUGCGUUAUAAAAGGCCUAGUGUUGCUCCGGAUAAUACUCCGUUUUGGAAGAAAAUGCAUUUUAACUUUGAAGAUGGAGUUAAGAACAUUAAGAAACACUUUGGUCUGCUGCUAAAAGAGGCGUCUAAUCAUCUCCGAGGGCCAGGUGGAAAAACGCUGCAACAAGACAUUUUGGAACAGACAAGUGUAAUGUGGGAGUUUAGAAAUUCUGACGAUUUACAGAAGUGGGUGGUGUCCUCAGACUUGGAGAUAGGUGGCAAGAGCAAGGCGUUCCUGAAACUUGGAAGCAACAGCCAGACAGCUCUGUUCUAUGGAGUCCUUAAUUCUGCAGUGCCGCGCGAUGGAGAAACCAAUUUCAGCGGAUAUUGUACGAUGAGAUCAACGCCUCCUAUGGGAGCAUUCAAUCGUAAGCUGAAUUAUGAUUGGUCAAACUUCAACAUGCUACACUUGAGGAUUCGUGGAGACGGGCGGCCUUGGAUGGUGAACAUACAGUCUGAGAUGUACUUUUCUCUGUCGUGGGACGAUAUGUACAAUUAUUUCAUAUACACUCGUGGAGGUCCAUACUGGCAGGAUAUUAAGAUUCCGUUGUCCAAGUUCUUCAUGACCAGCCGUGGAAGAGUUCAAGACAGACAAUAUCCACUAUGGCCGGAUAAGAUAACCACCCUUGGAUUUACACUGGCUGACAGAGCAGAUGGACCGUUUCAACUUGAAAUUGAUUUCAUUGGGUUGUGCAAGGAUCAAUCACAUACAGAGGAGUUUGCUUAUGAAUCAUACAAGAGCACACCUAUAUAAAAGUUUUCACUGUUUUUAUAUUAGAACUAUGGUCAUUCACUUUAAUAGAAUACACUUGUGGGAUUACAUGCGUACUCAUAAUAUAUUUGCCACCUUCCAAACUUUACAAGAUCAAAUAAAGAUAAAGCAGAAAAUCGCAGCUGAAA